Pelobates fuscus (common spadefoot toad) is the source of this 1745-nucleotide messenger RNA. It is a transcript of the gene TRMU, whose product is annotated as tRNA mitochondrial 2-thiouridylase. Gene Ontology annotation, molecular function: sulfurtransferase activity. Gene Ontology annotation, biological process: tRNA wobble position uridine thiolation. Gene Ontology annotation, cellular component: mitochondrion. Lineage: Eukaryota; Metazoa; Chordata; Amphibia; Anura; Pelobatidae. Bases 227 to 1483 code for a protein of 418 amino acids. The record is from RefSeq and is a predicted model, not a curated record. The transcript is spliced from 11 exons.
AUCUCCGUAACUCCGCUCCGGAUAUCUACCUGAACGGCACGACCUUUGGCAAUCUCCGUGUUACCCUGCGACCUUCGGCAAUCUCCGUGACUCCGCCCCCUUGCAGCUUGUGUGCACAGGCUCAGUGCCCGGAACGGUUUUUCGUUCCCUGUGUUUCCCGCGGUCGGUGUUGCGGGUUGCACAUUCCUCCCGGUGUGCGGUAGCUCGGUGACAUUGAGCGGGCGGGAUGCAGGCGGUGCGCCGGGUGGUGUGUGCCAUGUCCGGCGGGGUGGAUAGCUCGGUGGCGGCUUUUCUGCUUCACAGGCGGGGCUAUGAUGUUAUUGGUGUAUAUAUGAAUAACUGGGACGUGGUAGAUGAGAACGGCAUGUGCAGCGCAGAGCGAGAUUGCGAGGACGCCUACCGGGUCUGUAAAAAGUUGGAUAUUCCUUUCCACCAAGUAUCCUAUAUCAAGGAGUACUGGCAUGACGUAUUUAGUAAAUUCUUAAAUGAAUAUGAGAGAGGUAGGACUCCAAACCCCGACAUCCUGUGCAACAGGCAUAUCAAGUUUAAUUACCUGCUGAGCUACGCCAUAGAUAAUUUAGGAGCUGAUGGUAUUGCCACUGGUCAUUAUGCAAGAACAUCCCAAGAUGACGAAGAGGCAUUUCAGCAGAAAUAUAUUCCGAACCCUCCCAGUCUGUUUAGGAACAGAUUUGAAGUUCGGAAUGAUGUACGGCUCCUACAAGCAGCUGACCGGAUAAAAGACCAGACUUUCUUUCUGAGUCAGAUCUCACAAUAUGCGUUAAGGAAAACCAUCUUUCCCAUCGGAGGGCUAACAAAGGACUUUGUAAAAAAGAUGGCUGCUGAAGCUGGGUUUCACCAUGUUUUACAGAGAAAAGAGAGCAUGGGGAUUUGCUUUAUCGGAGAACGGAAUUUUGAAAAAUUCAUUCUCGAGUACUUAGAACCUCAACCUGGAAACUUUGUAUCAAUAGAGGAUGGAAGAAUCAUGGGAAGGCACCAGGGCUGGUUUCUGUAUACGUUGGGCCAAAGGGCGAGAAUAGGAGGCCAGCGAGAUGCUUGGUUUGUUGUGGAUAAGGACGUGUCCACAGCGACUGUUUAUGUGGCCCCAUGUACCAAUCACCCCGCUCUGUUCAGAGACUUGCUGCGGACCGAUCGCGUACACUGGUUCUCAGAAGACCCUCCUCCAGAGCUAAUAGAGAAUAAGAUGAUGGAUUGCUAUUUUAGAUUCCAACACCAGAUGGCGCUAGUGCCAUGUGUUCUAACACUAAACCUAGAUGGCACAGUAUGGGUGACGCUGGCGAAGCCAUUGCGUGCCCUGACACCCGGGCAGUUUGCAGUGUUCUACAAAGACGAAGAAUGUCUUGGAAGUGGCAAAAUCAUGAGACUGGGUCCAUCACAGUACACCUUGCAGCAAGGCCGGGAAAAGCUGAAAUCUGCAGCAAGAGUGACGACAGAGCCUGUUAAAGAGAAGGAUCCGGUGUCCUAAAUGCUGCUAUUCUCCUGUCUAAUAGGACAUAUCCAGUGAAAUCGGAGCCAUCAAAUUAGGAGGGAAGGGAAGCAUUCAGUGCUUCAGCCUUAAUUAGGGGACAAGUUCUGACAGACUGUGACUGGCAUGCUACCUCAGGCGCUUUUAUACACAAUAAUAGAUUGUAUUCAGGAGACGCUGUGGUCGUUCAUACAAACCGUGGCACGUAAAACAAAUAUAUAUUUAUAUUGUAGAGAUUGAAUUGUGAUUUUAAAACUUUUUU